Talpa occidentalis (Iberian mole) is the source of this 366-nucleotide messenger RNA. RefSeq names its product RPE-retinal G protein-coupled receptor-like. Gene Ontology annotation, cellular component: membrane. The annotation marks the transcript as partial. Gene Ontology annotation, molecular function: G protein-coupled receptor activity. Gene Ontology annotation, biological process: phototransduction; visual perception; G protein-coupled receptor signaling pathway. The record is from RefSeq and is a predicted model, not a curated record. The transcript is spliced from 3 exons. NCBI's taxonomy places the organism in Eukaryota, Metazoa, Chordata, Mammalia, Eulipotyphla, Talpidae.
AGCCAAGGAUGGCACAGUCUGGAGCCCUGCCCACUGGCUUUGGGGAGGUGGAGGUGCUGGCAGUGAGGACAGUCCUGCUGGUGGAAGCUCUCUCUGGUCUCAGCCUCAACAGCCUGACCAUCCUCUCCUUCUGCAAGGCCCCAGAGCUGCGGACACCCAGUCACCUGCUGGUGCUGAGCUUGGCGCUAGCCGACAGUGGAAUCAGCUUGAAUGCCCUUGUUGCAGCCACAUCCAGCCUUCUCAGGCGCUGGCCCUACGGCUCCGAAGGCUGCCAAGCCCAUGGCUUCCAGGGCUUUAUGAUGGCGCUGGCCAGCCUCUGCGGCAGUGCAGCCCUUGCCUGGGGCCACUAUCUCCACUACUGCACGU